Molecule: messenger RNA, 1191 nt
Organism: Impatiens glandulifera
Lineage: Eukaryota; Viridiplantae; Streptophyta; Magnoliopsida; Ericales; Balsaminaceae
Exons: 7
Coding region: 190-918 (242 amino acids)
Source: RefSeq, a predicted model, not a curated record
UGUUCUCAGCUCUGCUCUCAAUUCCCAGCCCAUACAUCUUUCUCUCUCUCUCUCUCCCUCUGCAUACAUACAUAUUUUAUAUAGAUAUAGAUAUUCGCUUUUAGGACUUAGCCAGAAAGACCGACUAGAGAGUAGAAAUUGAAGGAAUUUCAGAUUUUAACUGCAAUUUAGGAUUGAUUGAUUGAUUAGAUGGCUGCCAGCGCCAACGCGUGCGGAAGCGGGCAAGAUUCAGCUAAUGCGAAUGGCGCCGCCACUAACGGUUGUUCGGUGCCGCAGGACACUUCCGCUACAGGAGCAACUCAGAACGCUUUGCGGCAUAAUCCUGGUCUCUCCGCCGAGUGGUCCACCGAGGAGCAGUCUCUCCUCGACGAAUUACUUAUCAAGUAUGCAUCAGAUCGUAACAUAACUAGAUAUGCAAAGAUAGCAAUGCAGUUAAAAGAGAAGACAGUUCGCGACGUGGCUCUGCGCUGCAGAUGGAUGACAAAGAAGGAAAAUGGAAAGCGACGGAAGGAAGACCAUGCACGGAAAAGCAAGGAAAAAAAGGAAAAGGUUACAGAUCCUUCGGCAAAAUCAACACCACACACCACAAAUCGUACAAAUGGUGCUCCAUAUGCACAGUCAAUUAUGCCAAUGGAUACAGAUGAUGGAAUCUCGUUCAAUGCCAUAGGUGGUGUGACUGGGCAGCUGCUUGAACAAAAUUCUCAGACCUUAGAGCAAAUUUCUGCAAAUUUUUCAUCUUUCAAGAUGCAUGACAACAUCAAUCUAUUUUGCCAAGCUCGAAACAGCAUCCUAAGCGUCUUGAACGACAUGAGUGAUAUGCCAGAAAUAAUGAGGCAUAUGCCCCCAUUACCAGUGAAGAUAAAUGAAGAACUUGCCAACUCCAUCCUUCCUAGACAGGCUUUGCAUAAGAGCUCAUAAUCGAGAUGAUCGUCAUCAUCAUUGCUCUAGCUUCUUCCUCUUCCUCCUCGGUUUUUACUUGUCUCAUGAUCUCGUUCCAACUUUUAAAUUCACUCAGUUUGGUAACUGUUGUUGUAGUGUAGUAGUCUUUAGCAAUAAAAAAGUGGCUAACUAGGUCAAGUUUCAAUCUUUCUCAGUUUAAAGUUUAAAAGGGUUAAGUGUUGAUUUUCCCAUUAUAUCCAUUUCAUGAUUAGUUUUUUAUUUUGUUUUAAAUUAUAUCACUCAGUUUUCCCC